This is a messenger RNA of Vicia faba (fava bean), 702 nucleotides long. Lineage: Eukaryota; Viridiplantae; Streptophyta; Magnoliopsida; Fabales; Fabaceae. The record is from the annotation of a GenBank genome assembly.
AUGAACGAACGAAGAUGGGGGUAUGAGCAUGCAGUAGAAAUAGAUCUGUAUAGGUGGAACUUAUUUAAAGCAACAUGUAUUGUGAAAGAGAUAAUCGAGCUUGAGCAUUCAGAAUAUUGGUUAUGGUGGUAUAAUAAUGAUCUUGAUAGGUAUAGUAGAAUGAUUAGUGAUAGUGAUGUUGAUAAGGUAUAUCAAUAUGUCAUGGAAAUGAAAUGUGUAGUGCACAUAUAUGUUGAGCAUAAAGGUAAAUGCAAUGCACAAGAAGCUGAUGUAGGUGAUGUUCAAGAAGAUGAUGUUUUAGGUGUUGAACAAGAUGAAGUAGGUAAUGAUGUUGGUGGUGUUGAACAUGUUGAAGUAGGUAAUGUUAUUGGUGUUGAACAUGUUAAAGAUGAGAGGGAUCUUGGGUUGGACGAUUGCUUUGGUGUUAUUGAAAAUCAAGUUGAAGAAAGGGGCAAAAAAGGUAGGAUGAAAGUUGCAGCAAGGAAGCACAAGCAUACUCCAACGAAAUUACAAAUUGGUGUUGAUAAUGUAUGGUCAUCUAGUUGUAUGGAUAAUGAGAUGGACAUCAACUAUGUUAGUGACAAGCUUGGUAGUAGUGACUCUAAUGCUUGUGAUGGAGAGAAGAAACCAAAAUAUCUAAGGUUUAAGAGGAAGGAUUUGGACAAGAAUUACAAAUUCAAAGUGGGAUUGGAGUUUGUAUAA